AUGGCUGGACGCAGGAAGGGCAGCAAGAUUGCGGCCGCGCUGGAACUCCUGGUCGAUGCGAUCGGGACGGAUCGCGGACGCAGUCGGCGCCACAAGCAGAAGAAGCGCACUGAGCAGCAAUGCUUCAAGUGCCAAAGGAUGGGGCACAUCGCUAAAGUGUGCAGGGGCACUUUUGCGUGUCUGAAGUGUGCCGAGGCACACGACACACGCAACUGCACCAAGCCCCGCGACGCGGCUGCCAAGUGCGUGAACUGCGGCGGUGCGCACGCCGCAAACUCGCGCAGCUGCGCUUACGUGCGGGGCUACAGAAGCAAGAUGGCCGCCCCACGCCCUGCCGAGGUACCUGGCGUCGAGACGGACGUCCCACCCCCCCGCUCCCGUGGGGAUGGUGGACCAUGCCGUCGCGAAGCCACCACGGACGACGCACUGACCGUCUUCCACACCGCCCUUGCGGCCGAAAGGGCCGCCAUGAGGGAGGAACUCGUGGCUGUUCACCGCCAGCUGCAACAGCUGCGUGAGGAGCUGCGGGUCCUCAAGAAGACGUCUGCCACCAACGCCAGCUCCACUGCGAGUCGGCCAGUGGGGGUCGACGCCUCCACCCAGACGGAGCCACCUGCGCCGCCAGUUGAUGAAACGGGCGUCGUAGUGGCUCCCAUGGACAUCGAGGUGGAGCAGCCUGCUCUCCCUCUCGACGGGGAGGUCGAGCCGCGGGCACACGACGAGGAGACGCACAUGGAGACACCCACAGCUGCUGCGGCGGAGACAGAAUGCCGGGUGCCCCCUACGGAGCUCAUCUCGGACGCUGUGCUGCAGCUGUUCGCGUCUCUUCAUGGCCCAGGCGGGAAAUACCAGCUCCCGGAACUGGACAUCCCUCUACCCCACAUGUCGGAGACCGCUUCCUCGCAAGCUGAAGAAGCGGCAACAGACGAAGAGCUGCCCCUCCCGCUCCCAGACGAGCGGAGCGUGCAGCCCUUCCUCAAGAAGAUCGCGGCGUCGCUGAAGGACGGGUCGUACCCUCACGGGGAUAACCCAUAUCCCUUCACGCCGGCGCGCGCGAAGCCACCACUGCCUCACGUACCGUGCGACCUCACGCCCAUGCGUGACAUGUUGCGUGAGGCAGUAACGAAGAAGGAGCUGAUUCGGCUCAAUAGCCGCCCCAUCUUCACCCCUUCGGACUGGCAACACAUCUGCCGGGUCACACAGAAGUGGGUGAUGGAGGAGUGGCGCUCUGGCAGGCGUCAGCCUGCCCCAGAAGACAUAGAGAUAAACAACUACUUCGCUGGUCAAAAAUCAGCGAGGUAG
Messenger RNA from Schistocerca serialis cubense, 1302 nucleotides. RefSeq lists its product as uncharacterized. The transcript has a single exon. Gene Ontology annotation, molecular function: zinc ion binding; nucleic acid binding. The record is from RefSeq and is a predicted model, not a curated record. Bases 1 to 1302 code for a protein of 433 amino acids. Lineage: Eukaryota; Metazoa; Arthropoda; Insecta; Orthoptera; Acrididae.